Messenger RNA from Knipowitschia caucasica, 1653 nucleotides. NCBI's taxonomy places the organism in Eukaryota, Metazoa, Chordata, Actinopteri, Gobiiformes, Gobiidae. The record is from the annotation of a GenBank genome assembly.
AUGAACCACACCGUGAACCAUACCGUGAACCACACCGUGAACCACACCGUGAACCACACCAUGAACCACACCAUGAACCACACCAUGAACCACACCAUGAACCACACCAUGAACCACACCAUGAACCACACCAUGAACCACACCAUGAACCACACCAUGAACCACACCAUGAACCACACCAUGAACCACACCAUGAACCACACCGUGAACCACACCAUGAGCCACACCGUGAACCACACCAUGAACCACACCAUGAACCACACCAUGAACCACACCAUGAACCACACCGUGAACCACACCAUGAGCCACACCAUGAACCACACCAUGAACCACACCGUGAACGACACCAUGAACCACACCAUGAACCACACCGUGAACCACAUCAUGAACCACACCGUGAACCACACCAUGAGCCACACCAUGAACCACACCAUGAACCACACCAUGAACCAUACCGUGAACCACACCGUGAACCACACCGUGAACCACACCAUGAACCACACCGUGAACCACACCGUGAACCACACCAUGAACCACACCGUGAACCACACCAUGAACCACACCGUGAACCACACCGUGAACCACACCAUGAACCACACCGUGAACCACACCGUGAACCACACCGUGAACCACACCAUGAGCCACACCAUGAACCACACCAUGAACCACACCAUGAACCACACCAUGAACCAUACCGUGAACCACACCGUGAACCACACUGUGAACCACACCAUGAGCCACACCGUGAAUCACACCGUGAACCACACCAUGAACCACACCGUGAACCACACCAUGAACCACACCGUGAACCACACCGUGAACCACACCAUGAACCACACCAUGAACCACACCGUGAACCACACCGUGAACCACACCAUGAGCCACACCAUGAACCACACCAUGAACCACACCAUGAACCAUACCGUGAACCACACCGUGAACCACACCGUGAACCACACCAUGAACCACACCGUGAACCACACCGUGAACCACACCAUGAACCACACCGUGAACCACACCAUGAACCACACCGUGAACCACACCAUGAACCAUACCGUGAACCACACCGUGAACCACACUGUGAACCACACCAUGAGCCACACCGUGAACCACACCGUGAACCACACCAUGAACCACACCGUGAACCACACCAUGAACCACACCGUGAACCACACCGUGAACCACACCAUGAACCACACCAUGAACCACACCGUGAACCACACCGUGAACCACACCAUGAGCCACACCAUGAACCACACCAUGAACCACACCAUGAACCAUACCGUGAACCACACCGUGAACCACACCGUGAACCACACCAUGAACCAUACCGUGAACCACACCGUGAACCACACCGUGAACCACACCGUGAACCACACCAUGAACCACACCGUGAACCACACCAUGAACCACACCGUGAACCACACCGUGAACCACACCAUGAACCACACCGUGAACCACACCAUGAGCCACACCAUGAACCACACCAUGAACCACACCAUGAACCACACCAUGAACCAUACCGUGAACCACACCGUGAACCACACCAUGAACCACACCGUGAACCACACCGUGAACCACACCGUGAACCACACCAUGAGCCACACCAUGAACCACACCGUGAACGAUACUGAGGUUAAAAUUCUGGCUUGA